CCGCUGCAGGGGCCGCCGCGGGGAUGCCGAGCGCCGGCGCCGCCGCUCUCCACUGCGCGCUGCUCGGCUGAAGGCGCACAGGACUCAAUUACUGGAAUUGUCAACUCUGCCAACUUAAGUGCACAGUUCUCUUCCACUAUGAGCAGAUCAAUUGUGUCGCACUUGUGUCUGGCUGUCUGUAGCCUCCUACUUCUCAACUUUGCCACACAAUGUCUGGCCUUUCCCAGGAUGGAAAGAGGGGAGAUAGCCCUUGUUCAUGAUGACGAAGGGCAGUCUGAGAGGAUGGACACUGAUGACCUAGAAAAUAGCUCCAUUACUUCAGAGUAUACAUCCCAACUGGUGGUCUCCGAGGAUCCAAUGUUAGUAUUAACAGGACCCUCAGCAGUCCCAUUAAAUACAGUAUUUUCUGUUAACAGAGAAACCCAGCUCAUGGAAGCUGGGCUCAUGCAGCCUAGUAGCCCUGGUGUUUUCACUGCUACUGGGCCAGCAGGGGAAGAAGUGUUUGGUUCCAGCCAGCCAGAGAGAGUGUCUCCUGGAAACCGACUUUCCAAGGCCACGUUAACCAACCCUGUCACCGCGACUGUUUCUCUGAAUGUUGAUGAGAAAGAGGAACCCUUCAGUAGGGUUCCCUUCAGGAACCCUUCUACAAUUCAGCCUAUUGUAGAAGUGACCACAGAAGCAGCUCAAGGUUUUCUGAAGUAUGUGGAUACUCAAUUGUUUGCAACUGAAAGUCAGGAAGGAGUUAGUUUGGGAUAUUUACCUUCAUCCUAUGUGAAUACUCAAGAAAUGCUAACCACCAAGCCACGGACUGAGAAAUUUGAAGUAGACACAAAAUAUAGGACAACUUCUUUUCCUGUUGCUGAACCCACAGUUGGCACUGAGCUUGGAAACCUCACACCAAAUAUAGAGAUGCCUUUACAGAUGACAGCUGAUAACACCCAGGGUUCUGCCACUAAGCUCUGGCUUGCAACCCCUGAGUACACCUUGAGUGUUAAGCCGGAAACUGACAGCCUGCUGGGAGCCCCAGAAGUCACAGUGAGUGUCAGCACAACUGUUCCAGCUGCCUCUGUCCUAAGUGAUGAGUGGGAUGAUACCAAAUUAGAGAGUGUAAACCAGAUAAAGACCACAGAGCUUGGAGACAACACAGAGACUCAGGUGGGAAUGGAAACAUCUCAGACAGCACAAGUAACUGAUACCAGGAUGGAAGGGGGUGAGCCUUUGACAGAGGCUGCAGAGGGGACCCAGGGGCUGCCUGAAAGGGAAACACACACAGGGACAGCCCUGCUUGUAGUGAAUGGGGAUAACAGAGCGUCUGCCUUCUCAGAUCAAAGUUCCUUUGCUCCCACGAGUCCAAUGGAAGACAUGAAAGUUUCUGUUGUAAGUCUGCUCCAAAAUACGGGAGACUUCGUGGAAUCCACCAAAGAAAGCAAUACCAUGUUUUUCUUAGAGACCACUGUUUCCAUCUCAGAAUAUGAGUCUGAGGUCUAUCAGUCAUUGGAAAAUACAUUUAAAGACAUUAUCACCCAAGAGAUGACAACAGCUGUUCAAGAAGCAGAAGCCACUUUAUCAGCUGUGACAGAAGAGCAGCAGGUUUCUACCCUCGGGGUUACCAAAGAAAAUGGCGACACUGAGGAAGGAAAGGAGCCCCCCUCUGCCACAUCUUAUGUUCCUGGUGUUACGCAGCUGUCGAGACAAAGGGAGCCUCUGGCCACUGCAAUUUCUACUACAGCCGUGCCUCUUUCUUUCCAAGUCACUCCUGCUGUAGAAGACCCAAUGGACACAGUCACAAGGCCAAGUGAGGAGUUCUUCACACCAAUCGUAGGCCCUCCCAUGACGCCCCCUGGAAUCACAGAGGAGGCACUCAGCAUUUCCCAAUGGGCAUCUUCUGAGGGAAGAACUGAUGUUCCGUCCGUAAGCCGUGUUAAUACAGCUGCCUCAUAUAGUCUGGACCAACUCGAAUCUGAAGAGGGAGAAGAUGAAGAUGAAGAGGAUGAGGAGGAGGAAGAGGAGGAAGAGGAGGAUGAGGAUGAGGAGGAUGAUGAUAAAGAUGGAGAUGCUCUGGAUGAGCGCCUCGAUGGUGACCCUGAGCUGCCUGGGUUCACACUCCCUGGCCUCACAUCACAGGAACCUGGCUUAGAGCAGGGAAAUGAGGCUGUUGUGGAGGAAGCCACCUACCAGGCACCAGAUGCCAUUGAGUGGCAACAGCAGAAUCAGGGGCUGGUGAGAAGCUGGAUGGAAAAGCUAAAAGACAAGGCUGGUUACAUGUCGGGGAUGCUGGUACCCGUAGGGGUUGGGAUAGCAGGAGCCUUGUUCAUCUUGGGAGCCCUCUAUAGCAUUAAAGUUAUGAAUCGCCGAAGGAGGAAUGGCUUCAAAAGGCAUAAAAGAAAGCAGAGAGAAUUCAACAGCAUGCAAGAUCGAGUGAUGCUCUUAGCCGACAGUUCUGAAGAUGAAUUUUGAAUUGGACAAGAGUUUAAUCGGGCUAUUCAAUGAUGUUAUUAUUUUAUUUUUAUUUGCGGGCAAAAAAAAAAAAAAAAAAACAAACAGCAUCCUGCCACCUCGCCGCUGUCAGUUCAUCAUUCCCAUUAUCUGCUGGGUAGUAGGUUUUUCUUGUACUGAGCAGAAAAGGCAUGCUCUAUACUAAAUGUAAUAUGCAGUGUUUGUUUUUAUUCUGUAGUGAAUUUUCCAUCACCAUGGGCUACAAUGCAUAAAUACGCAGCAUACUUGUUCAGGGGGCGUUGCUAGAUUAGGUAGAGUUACUAUCUGGUGUUUUCCAAAGUGUCUUUUCCUUGGUUUGGAACACCUGUGUUAAUACUGAUUGUUGCUGCCAAGGCACCCUUGACUCUGAAAUAGAAAUCUUAACAAAGAGUAACUUGUGAUGGCUGGCUGCUCUCUACCUACUUGGUCAGGCUCAUGGGUCCUGGCACCUACUGCAUUUGCAUCAAAACUAGCAGCAACUUGGAAUGAAAUCCUUUUUGUCCAGAUCUCUCAGCACAUUAGGAUUAUAUAUAGAUCUGUAUGUAUCUUACAUUAUGUACUUCAGUCUCCUGGUUUUACUAUUUUUCACCUUCUGUUUUGUUCUCAUUUUUGGCAAGGAAAAACAUGCAUCAGAAAUAAUACAUUAUAUUGACCCUCAGUCCUAAUGUAAGCCUGCUUUCUUCAGCAGGGGAAUUAAGUCAAACAGACCUAUCAAUAGAUUUUUACAUGCUUAUCAUUAAGAGGUCUUCUUUUUUGUGACUUUGUGAAGAAGAAAUGAGGAAGAAAUCAAGAAUAAAAUGAGGGUAGGUAACAGCAGUGAGCAUUUAAAUGCUGCCAUUGGAUCUGUGCGUACAUGGCCGCUAGGCUGACUUAUUCAGAACAUAUUUGCUUUUCUAUAACCUUGGACUUGGCCAUGGGGUGAGUGGGUCACCAUUGUUCCUUAUUUAGCUUUAUUAGAAAAACAGACAGUUUGCAAGUCCUGCACAUGACUGAGCUUAUGAAACACCAGCCUCUCUGAGGGCAUCUCACUUCAGGGAUGUUGGACUGUAUUAGAUCAUUUCUCAUUUCCUUGGAAUGUAAUUCCUUGCCCUAUUGUUUGAAUCUGGCUAUUUGGGGCUUUCAGUCCAGUUUUGGGGUAAGGACUUGGCUCAUUUCCAUGGAAGAAUAAAGGUGACUAAUAAUUAACAUUUGCCCGUAGUGCUUUCCACUAGGGAAAACUUGUUCAUAUUUAUUAGAGCCUGUUCUACUGUGUUCGCGGCAAGUUGCAAAGUUAUUGCUUAUAGCUACUCUGACAUAUUUUUUCCCCAUUCCAUUUGACUAAAGACAAAACCGAAACAGGGUAGUUAGAUCAUUCUCUAAACUUACACUUGGAAAGAAUUAGGACUAGAGUCCACUUGGACUCAAAACUGUGAGCCUUUACAGUUCAGCACUUUUCCACAGACCUCGGAGAAAGCUGUGACAUUUCAAAGUCAGUCUUUAAAAGCAAGGUUCUUGGGAAAGAGCUGCUUGGUCAAGGAAUAUUUCAUGCAAGUUUCUGUUUGUGUCAAAUGAACAUCUUUCUAAUUUCUCUUAUUCAAGUCCUUUCCUCCUCCGCUUGUGCUAUUUCCUUUAUCAUCACAAAUUUAUCAUCAUAAAUUUAAGUAUUGUCUCUAGGGAACUAAUAAAGAAAGCUUUCUAGAAUCCACUCCUGAAUGAUAACUGGCUUACAAGGAUGUUUUCAUCAAAUAAUUUCAAUUCUUUUUGCCAAGAGAUGUACACAAAUAUGUGAAGUUGAUAAAAGAAAUGAAAGGUUCUGCAAAGUCAAAUAGAAAUUAGCAGUUGACAGACUCAAGAUCAGAUUUUAAAACUAGAAUUAAGAAUAGUGACCCUGUGUCAUAAGCAAUUUGUAAUUUCAUGAGUGGAGACAUCCUGCUAUCACAUUAGGGACGUUUUCCCUUGCAGUAAGUACUUUUCCCCUUGAAGUAAGCUUUUUCCCUUGCAGUAAGCUUACAGCAUUAAACAACUAAGUUUACAACAUUUAACAGCAAAACAAUAAAGCUUUCUAGAAAGAGGGGAAGAUAUCUGCAGCUUCAACUGAUGCUGCCUUCCCCUCUGAACUGAGUUUACACCCCAGAACUUCUGGCUGCUCCACUGCAGGGGCAGGGACUGUCUUCGUCUCUGAGGAAGAGGCAGUGUUUCCCAAGCUUGCUGGCUCAUCAGAAUCAUCUGGGGUACUUGUUAAACAUGUGGGUUCCAAGACUCUGCACCAGAUGCCCUGAAUCAGAAUUUCUAGGGGAGGAGUCUGGGAUUCCAUGCGGCAGGUUUGAAACACAACUAGCUAGGAGAGCAUCUUGGCAGAGAACAGCUUUCUGAUUAAAGACAGAAGGGAGAGCCAGCCGCUGAAGGGGGAGACCCUCUCCUCAGUUGGUUUUCCAAAGGUUCUCCACUGUCUGUCAUAGUGGAGAAAGAAAAUGAAAGGGAAAUGAAGAGCUUCUAGUAAAGUAGUAGGAUGCUGAGACAGAGGAGUUCCACUAAUGUAUGGUCCUGAUGUCUUUCCCUUUAAUCUAAAGACUGCUUUUCAUUUAAAAUGCUUUAGUUUUUGCUUCUCCCACAAACUGCUUGUUUAAGUAGCAGCUAACUAAAAUUAUAUGCAAUAUUUGGAGUGAGUUAAUAUCCCAGGGUUUACUGGAGCUUUUUUGCACAGCCCUUGGCUUGGAAGCAAACAGUCUCCAGACUCUGAAGAAAGCAGAACAAGAGAGCCCCUCCUUAAAUUUCUCCUAACUUUGCCCCAUCAUGUCCAUGGAGUCCUAUACAUUGGGCAGAGUGAAUCGUUGGGGUUAGCAGCUGGGCAGAGCCCACAAAGCCCAUUGACUUAUGGCCUUCACUGGGGUGUCUUAGAAUAACACCCAUUCCACACACUCACCAUCUUCUCCUGUGCCUUCAUUGAAAGGUUGAGGGUCACAUAGACGAAGACAUGGUGUGGCCAUCUGGGAUCUGAUGAGAGGAAGGAUUUGGUGGAUGUGCCUCUGAAACCACUGAUCCUAAGCCACUGAAUGACAUGCUCAGCUAUUUUUCUCUGUGUGUUGAUCCUAAACCAGAGCCAGCUGCCUUCGUAAUACGGCACCAACGCCUAGUGAUGGCAAACCGGGGUCCUUCACCUACUUACCUGUGUGCCAGUGAGCCUACUAACACAGGGUUUCUGGCCAGUUGUCACCCAGGUCCAGCCAGAAUGCCAGCUGCACAGUACCCAGGGGCUAAUUUGGACAUCCCUUUGAAAUGACUUCUACAAAAACUGACUGGGAUUGUCUGGUGUCCAACCUCACCUACCUGGUCCCCCAUUCUGCAUUUGAAGUGAUUUAAUCCAUCAAAGGAUUCAGGUUCCAGGGUCCCAAACCUCAGGACAAUGUGAAUACCUUUGUGAAUGCCUUCAGGCGCACAGAGUCAGAAAGUGUGCUUGGGGAUUGGACAGUGGCACCCCGGCUUUCCAAGGAGCCCUGGGUGAGGACUCACUACUCUGAGUCCUAACUUAUUCUAGACUUUGUUAGUCAUCCAGAAAAAGAGGAUGGCAGCCCCCAGCCCAUCUCAGAGGGUCCCUGUGGAGCAUCCAUGGCCUGGGAGUGUCAUCGACCCUGGAACAGCACAAGUUUGCAGUGCACUCAGAUCUGAUUCAAUAAAGAAGUUCUGUCUCCAUGGGCUUUUCAUGCCCAGAAUUCAGGUAUGAGGAGCCAGUGGAGUUGGAGGGGCCACUUUCAAGGAUGGAAGCUCCAGGAUCUCUAUGCAGGAUGGUGAUGGGGAGAUAGGGGAGAUAUCAGUGCUCCAACACUCUCCCACCCCCCUCCUAACACACUGUCAAGGGUCAGGUAUAUUUUGCAAACUCUAAAGCCACUUAUACCCUCACACUCAAGACUUUGGUCAUCAUGGGGAUCAAUCUCAGUCUGAAAGCUGAGAAGUUUUCACAGGGUGGCAAUGCCUAGUACCCACAUAUUGGGUCCUAAUGUGCAUUUGGGGUGAAAAGCACUGGACAACUUUCAAGAAGCCCAGGUAGGUGACAAACCUGGGCCUGAGAGGGAGAGAAAGACAGAGAAAGUGCUUCCUCCCCCAUCAUGGUCACAAGCGCAGGCACUGCUGGUAGUCAUUUCACUGGAGCCUCCAGGAUGCCCCUCCUCAUAUUGAAACGUUCCUGGAACUUUACUGAGGUCCACCAUCCAGGUACCUGCUGCUUACACUUCACUUGGAUGCAGUCUCUGGACUCUAAAGAUAACAGCACAAGUGAUCUCUUCCUCAAAUUUCCCCUAGCUUUCUGUAGGUAAUAAUCACCAAGUCCUUUGUAAUGGGCAGAACACAUCAUUGGGGCUAGCAACUGGGUGGAGCCCACGGAGCACUCAGAUUUCUGGCCCCUGCUGGGGGUGUCUUAGAAAACCCCCACCCCAGACACUGACCUCCUUGCCCUGUGCCAUUGCAAAUACAUUGAGGGGUCCAUCGAUGAAGAUAUGGUUGUAUAUCAACCUGGCGCUGGAUGGAGGCAAGGGUCUGGUUGAUCCACCUUUACCUUUAAGUCCAUUUUAAGUCACAGAAAGGUGUUAUGCUGAAUAGUGUGGGUUUAGGGCUGAGUUCAUGGGCAGAUUGGAUUGGCAAGGUUAAAGUGGAGUGAGGAACACCAGUCAAGAUCAGGUGCAGCAAUACAGAGGGGAGAUGACCUUGUGGUAGGUCCAUCUGCAGGAGUGAAUAUUGGUGGG
Messenger RNA from Talpa occidentalis (Iberian mole), 7190 nucleotides. RefSeq names its product armadillo like helical domain containing 4 (gene ARMH4). Bases 139 to 2457 code for a protein of 772 amino acids. The record is from RefSeq and is a predicted model, not a curated record. The transcript has 8 exons. NCBI's taxonomy places the organism in Eukaryota, Metazoa, Chordata, Mammalia, Eulipotyphla, Talpidae.